AAUAACAACAAUAUUACAGAAGAAGGUUUUGCUGCUCUGACUUCAGUGUUUAUUUCAAAUCCUUCAAAACUGAUCGAGCUGGAUCUGAGUGGAAAUAAACUAGGAAACACUGGAAUCCAGAAGAUCUGUGAACUGUUGAGAAAUCCACAAUGUAGCUUGGAGAAACCUGAAACUCUCAGACUGCAGUAUCACUGAAGAAGGUUAUAAAACUCUGACUUCAUCUCUGAAGUCAAACUCAAACCUGAUAGAGCUGGAUCUCACAGGAAAUGAUCCUGGAGAAUCAGGAGUGAAGGAUGUCAUUGAUUUACUGCGAGGUGGAUGCUGUAAAUUAAAGACUGUCAGGUUUUUGAAAAGUCCUGCUGCACAGAAAGCAUGUGAUCAUCUCACUGAAGUUCUGGGUACAAAUCCGUUAUUACUGAAAGAACUGGAUCUGAGUGAAGAUAAAUUAGGAGAUCUGGAUGGAGAGAAACUCUCUGCUCUUUUGAUGGACUCUCAUAACAAAGUAGAGAAAAUGAAGCUGAAUAAUUGUGAGCUGAUAGAGAAAAGCUGUUCAGUUCUAGCUACUGUUCUCUCCUCCAAAACCAUCCUGAAAGAGAUGAACCUGAACAACAGCCGUCUGCUGGACUCAGGAGUCAAAGUGAUCUGUGAGGGACUGAAGAAUCCUGUGUGUGAGCUGAAGAUACUCAAACUUUCAGACUGCAGUAUCACUGAAGAAGGUUAUAAAGCUCUGGCUUCAGCUCUGAGAUCAAACCCUUCACACCUGAUAGAGCUGGAUCUGACAGGAAAUGAUCCUGGACAAUCAGGAGUGAAGGAGCUCAGUGAUUCACAAAAGGGAUGGUGGUUUUCAUCAAAAACACUGAAAACUCUGAGGUUUUUGGGUCCUGCUGCAGAAGAAGCUUGUAAAUAUGUGACAGGAAUUGUGGGUAAAAACCCGUUACUCCUGAAAGAACUGAAUCUGAGUGAAUAUGAACUAGGAGACACACGAGUGAAACAGAUCGCUGCUCUACUGCAGGAUAAACACUGUAAACUCAAAACUCUUCAGCUGUCUGGUUGUGGUCUAACAAAGGAAAGCUGUUCAGCUCUCGCUACAGUCCUGAGAUCAAACUCCAGUCUGAAAGAACUUGACAUGAGCAACAAUAAUCUGCAAGAUUCGGGAGUGAAGAAACUUGGAUUAGAAAAUACAAACUGCACACUGCAGAAACUCAGACUCUCAGACUGCAGUAUCAGUGAAGAAGGUUAUAAAGCUCUGGCUUCAGCUCUGAGAUCAAACCCUUCACACCUGAUAGAGCUGGAUCUCACAGGAAAUGAUCCUGGACAAUCAGGAGUGAAGCAGCUCAGUGAUUUACUACAGGAUCCAAACUAUUCACUGAAAACACUGAGGUUUUUGGGUCCAGCUGCAGAAGAAGCCUGUAAAUAUCUGACUGACGUUCUUCACAUUAAAAACCCGUUACUCCUGAGAGAACUUAAUCUGAGUGAACGUAAACUAGGAGACGCACGAGUGAAACAGAUCUCUGCUCUACUGCAGGAUAAACACUGUAAACUCAACACACUGAUUCUGAAUAACAGCGAUAUCACAGAAGAAGAUUGUCGUGUUCUGACUGAAGCUUUAAAUUCAAACCCUUCAAAUCUGACAGAACUGAAUCUGAGUCAAACUAAACUCAGAAACUCAGGAAUGAAGAUCUUCUCGACUCUGUUUAAGAAUAAACAGUGUAGACUGAAAAAACUGAAGUUUAAUUGUAUCUGUAUUACUGAAGAAGGUUGUGCUGCUCUGGUAUCAGCAUUCAAUUCAAAUCCUUCAAACCUGAUCGAGCUGGAUCUGAGUGGAAAUAAACUCGGAGACUCUGGAGUGACUCAAAUCUCCAGUCUACUGGGAAAUGUACAGUGUUCACUGCAGAUACUCAGACUUUCAGACUGCAGUAUCACAGAAGAAGGUUUUAAAGCUCUGGCUUCAGCUCUGAGAUCAAAUCCUUCACACCUGAUAGAGCUGGAUCUCACAGGAAAUGAUCCUGGACAAUCAGGAGUGAAGGAGCUCAAUGAUUUACUACAGGACCCAAACUGUCAACUGAAGACACUGAGGUUUUUGAGAAGUCGUGCUGCAGAAGAAGCCUGUCAGUUUGUGAAGGGAAUUGUGGGUAAAAACCCGUUACUCCUGAGAGAACUGAAUCUGAGUGAACAUGAACUAGGAGACACAGGAGUGAAUCAGAUCACUGCUCUACUGCAGGAUAAACACUGUAAACUCAACACACUGAUUCUGUGUGGAUGCAGUAUCACACAGAAACAGUGUCUCAUGCUGACUUCAGCUCUGUGUUCAAACCUUUCACACCUGAGAGAACUGGACCUGAGUGGAAAUAAAAUAGAAAACACAGGAGUGAAGCAUGUAUCUGAAACACUGAGGGAUGUACGCUGUCAACUGGAGAAACUGAGGUUAAGAUACUGUGAUAUAACAGAUGAAGGUUGUUCAGCUUUGACUUCAGCUCUGAGAUCAAACCCAUCACACCUGAGAGAACUGAACCUGAGUGAGAAUGAACUAGGAGACUCUGGAGUGAAAAACCUCAGUGAUCUACUGAUGAACCCACAAUUCAAGCUGGAAAUACUAGCUCUGUGUGGAUGCAGUAUUACACAGAAACAGUGUCUCAUCCUGACUUCAACUCUGUGUUUAAACAUUUCACACCUGAGAGAACUGGACCUUAGUGGAAAUAAAAUAGAAAACAAAGGAGUGAAGCAUGUAUCUGAAACACUGAAGGAUGUACGCUGUAAACUGGAGAGAUUGAGGUUAAGAUACUGUGAUAUAACAGAUGAAGGUUGUUCAGCUUUGACUUCAGCUCUGAAAUCAAACCCAUCACACCUGAGAGAACUGAACCUGAGUGAGAAUGAACUAGGAGACUCUGGAGUGAAAAACCUCAGUGAUCUUCUGAAGAACCCACAAUUCAAACUGGAAAUACUAGCACUGCAUAAAUGCAGUAUUAAAGAGAAGCAGUGUGUCUUCCUGACUUCAGCUCUGAAAUCAAACCCAUCACACCUGAGAGAACUGGACCUGAGUGGGAAUGAACUAGGAGACUCUGGAGUGAAAAACCUUGGUGUUCUGUUGAGCAGUAAACAAAGCAAGCUGGAGAAACUAAAUCUGCGUGGAUGCAGUAUUACAGAGAAACAGUGUCACAUCCUGACUUCAGCUCUGUUUUCAAACCUUUCACACCUGAGAGAACUGGACCUUAGUGGAAAUAAAAUAGAAAACGAAGGAGUGAAGAUCUUAUGUGAUGUACUGAAGAAUACAGACUGUAAACUGGAGAGAUUGAGUCUAAAUGACUGUGGCAUUACAGACGUUUCUUCUUUAACUCAGUCUCUGGCUGAAACUAAAGCACUGCAGUUUUUAAAAGAGCUUGAUCUGAGGAAUAAUAAAAUAGGAGACUCAGAGAAGAAGCUCAUUGAUGUUCUACGAGACUCAAACUGUAAACUGAGGUGA
Molecule: messenger RNA, 3460 nt
Organism: Carassius auratus (goldfish)
Lineage: Eukaryota; Metazoa; Chordata; Actinopteri; Cypriniformes; Cyprinidae
Product: protein NLRC5-like
Exons: 20
Coding region: 485-3460 (991 amino acids)
Molecular function (GO): protein binding
Source: RefSeq, a predicted model, not a curated record